AUGCUCAAGCGCACGGGCCAUGGCCGCGGGAAGGGCUGGAAGGCCAACGAGGAGCUCGAUCUCCUCGCCUGCGUCAGCGACAUAUUGCCCGUCGACACGAACGAGUGGGAAGACGUCGUGAUCGCAUACAACUUUCAUCGGCAGCGAGCCGACCGCCGCGACUUGCAGUCGGUCCGGCGCAAGUACAAGUCGCUGCGCAACAUGGCCAGUGGCACAGGAAGUCUCACGACGCGCCAGCACUCGGCCGAGGCGAAGCGCAUUCAAGACGACAUCAACCGUAAGAAGGCCGUGCUGACGCUCGGUCCUAGCGACGGCACUAGCAACAACUUUGCCGCUCCGACGGCGGAAGAGCCCGCGCCAGAGGCGAUCGAGCCGCCGGCCGCGCCGCUUGCCAACGUCUACGCAAGCCAAGGGCUCCGCCCCAAGGAAAUUGCAGCGUUUAGCAAGCGCGUACCCAAACGUGGCACGGUGCCACCCAGCCGGCGGCAGAUUUUGAUUGCAAUGCGCAACACGGCGUCCACGCCCGAGGGUGGUGACGACGAGGUAGCGAGCCCCCCGGUGCUGCGUCUGGAGACUACCGAGUAUGCGGCCGCCAUGGACGCUGUCGAGCCGCUACCCCGGCCCAUGAGCAGUGAGACACCGCGACGCCUGGCGCCACUUGCCAAGCGACCGCGCUCCGAGGUCGAGGACCACGUGCUCUCACGUUUGCUGGCAAUGGAAGAGUCGCGCGAACGCUGGAUGCGGGAAAUGGAAGAGCGCCGCGAGUCCCGCGAACGCGAGCGCGACGAGCGCUUCGAAGCGCUGCGCCUCGAGCGCGAGGAGCGGGACCGCCAGCGUGAAGAGUAUCGCGACAAGAUGGACGCGCAGCGGGAAGAGCGAGCGGCGCGGCACGACGAGCUCAUGGCCAUGGUUCUCUCCAAACUUUUGCAGCCACCAGCAGCGUUUCUGCCACGCGAAGGUCCCGCCAUUUAGGAACCCGUGCAUUUUGAGAUGCAGCCACUGUGUAUAUCGUAAGGCAGUGUCACGCGAGGAAUACCAUGCAGGUAC
Messenger RNA from Saprolegnia parasitica CBS 223.65, 1047 nucleotides. RefSeq lists its product as hypothetical. Bases 1 to 972 code for a protein of 323 amino acids. NCBI's taxonomy places the organism in Eukaryota, Oomycota, Saprolegniomycetes, Saprolegniales, Saprolegniaceae. The transcript is spliced from 3 exons. The record is from RefSeq and is a predicted model, not a curated record.